AUGUCCAGCCACCCGCCCCCUCCCCACCCUGAGGGACCGGACCCCUCGGCACCCCCGGUUUUGUGGCUGCGGCUCCGAUUGCGGAGGGAUGGAGGGGCGGGUCAGGGCAUUUACCGGGAGGGAGGAGAAUUUACGGCUCCGGGCCGGCUCAAGCAACAGCUCAGCGCUGUCCGUGGGCGCCUGCCCGAAGGAGGAGGAGGAGGAAGGUCCCGGUGGUCCAAAGGCCAGCGGGGACCCCCGGCAAGAGCGGGGGUUCCUUUGCUGGACCUGGGGUGCCUCGCAAGGCAGCACGAGUCCGGGGCGGCCCCUCCGGACCCUCCCGCUCCGCUCGGGGACGGGGCUGGCGAGAACCGGGGGUGGGGGCUGCCGGCCCGCCCCGGCCCGCCCCAUCGGGGAGCAGAGCGGCGGAGCCUGUGCGGGCAUGGGGGGCUGCGGGCGCUCUGGCUGCUGGCGGCGGUGCUGGGGGCGGCGGGGGGGCACCCCCAGCCCUGCCGCGUCCCGGCCCGCAACGACCCCGCCGCCGGCCCCGCCGUGAGCGUGGGGGCUCUGUUGCCGCCCGCCGUCCCCCCCCGCCUCCGCGCAGCCUUGGCCGCAGCCGCCGGCACCGGCGGGACCCCCGGCCCCGGGGGGCGUCUCGGGGGGGCGGAGCUGCCCCAUAACCUCAGCCUGGAGGUGGUGGCGGGCGGUCCGGCGACGCGGGACCCGGGCUCGCUGGCGCGGUGGCUGUGCUGGGCGGUGGCGGGGCGCGGGGUGGUCGCGGUGCUGGCGCUGCCGCGGUCCCGCCGGGAGCUGCUGCAGCUCGAUUUCCUGGCUACUGCCCUCCAGGUCCCUAUCGUCAGCCUCCCGGAGACCCGCGGGUCGCUGCCCUUCCGAGCACAGAGCCCUCUCCACUUCCAAAUGGAGCGGCAGAGUUCGCAGGAGACGCUGGUGGACGUGCUGGUGAGCGUCCUGCAGGCUAGCGACUGGCAGGAGACCAACCUGGUGUUCUGCCACCCCUGGGAUGUCUCCGGCUUCCUCGGCCUCUGGACCCGCCGUUCCCGGCUCUUCCUCCGCACCGUCCUGGACCUCGGCUACCUGGAGGAGCCCGGAGCCGCCCGCUCCCUCCGGCAGCACCGGGAGCGGUUCAGGUCCCUCUCCAGCCCCGUGCUGCUGCUCGGCUGUGACCUGCGGCGGGCUCGGUUCAUCUUCCAGGCGGCCGAGGAGUCGGGGCUGCUGCCGCAGGUCCACUGGAUGCUGGGCUCCCCGCUCAGCGCCGGCGAGCUGCAAACCGAGGGGCUGCCCCUGGGCUGCUGGCCUUCGGCGAGGUCAGCCGCCCCGCCGCUGGAGCUCUUCCUGCAGGACGCGGUGGAGCUGGUGGCCAGGGCCAUCGCCAGCGCUGCCCGCGUCCACCCCGAGCUGUCCCUGCUGCCCACACCCCUGACCCUCACCGACCGGCGGCGGGCGGGCGGCGAGACCCCGGGGCUCCUCCUCUCCCGGGUCAUGGCCAACACCUCCUUCCAGGGCCGGACGGGGCCCCUGCGUGUGGAGAACGCGACCCUGGUGCGGCCGGAGCGGCUCUACCGGAUCUGGAGCCUGCGGAGGGUCACGGGGGACCCCACCUGGGUGACAGUGGGCACCUGGCACCACGGCACCCUGGAGCUGGAGCAGGGUGCCUGGCAAGAGCCACCGCAACACCAGAGCCCUGGUGAAGGGCCCCCGUGCCAGCUGCGGGUGGUGACGCUGGUGGAGCAUCCCUUUGUCUUCACCAGGGAGUGGAUGAGGAUGGAGCUGCCCGCCGGGCAGCUCUGCCUGGACCCUGGCACCAACGACUCCGCUGUGUUGGACGCCCUCUUUGAGGAGCUCGGUGCUGAGAACGGCUCAGUGCAGGAGUACAAGAAGUGCUGCUACGGGUACUGCAUUGACCUGUUGGAGAAGCUGGCUGAGGACAUGGCCUUUGACUUUGAGCUCUACAUUGUUGGCGAUGGGAAAUACGGGGCCUGGAAGAACGGGCGCUGGACAGGGCUGGUGGGGGACCUGCUCAGUGGCACGGCCCACAUGGCCGUCACCUCCUUCAGCAUCAACUCAGCACGGAGCAAAGUCAUCGACUUCACCAGCCCCUUCUUCUCCACCAGCUUGGGCAUCCUGGUGAGAACCAAGGACACGGCGUCGCCCAUCGGGGCCUUCAUGUGGCCAUUGCACUGGACCAUGUGGGUGGGCAUCUUCGUUGCCCUGCACACCACAGCACUCUUCCUCACCCUCUACGAGUGGAAGAGCCCCUACGGCAUGACCCCCCACGGCCGCAACCGCAUGAAGAUCUUCUCCUACUCCUCAGCCCUCAAUCUCUGCUAUGCCAUCCUCUUUGGGCGCACCGUGUCCAGCAAGACGCCCAAAUGCUGCACCGGCCGCUUCCUCAUGAACCUCUGGGCCAUCUUCUGCCUCCUGGUGCUCUCCAGCUACACUGCCAACCUGGCAGCCGUCAUGGUGGGGGACAAGACCUUUGAGGAGCUCUGCAUUCACGACCCAAAGCUCCAUCACCCCUCACGGGGCUUCCGCUUUGGCACGGUCUGGGAGAGCAGUGCUGAGGAGUACAUCAAGAAGAGCUUCCCCGAGAUGCACGAGUACAUGCGGCGCCACAGCGUCCCCACCACCCCUGCCGGUGUCACUAUGCUCAAGACGGAGCCCCCCAAGCUCAACGCCUUCAUCAUGGACAAGUCACUGCUGGACUAUGAGGUGUCCAUCGACUCCGACUGCAAACUGCUCACCGUGGGCAAACCCUUCGCCAUUGAAGGUUAUGGCAUUGGCCUCCCCCAGAACUCGCCGCUGACCUCCAACAUCUCCGAGUUCAUCAGCGCUACAAGUCCUCGGGGUUCAUCGACCUCCCUGCACGACAAAUGGUACAAGAUGGUGCCCUGCGGCAAGCGCGUCUUCGCCGUCACCGAGACCCUGCAGAUGGGCAUUUACCACUUCUCGGGGCUGUUCGUGCUGCUCUGCAUCGGGCUGAGCGGGUCCCUGCUCACCUCGCUGGGUGAACACAUCUUCUACCGCCUCGUCCUGCCCCGCAUCAAGCGCAAGAAGAAAUUCAACUACUGGCUGCACACCAGCCAGAAAAUCCACCGGGCUCUGAACACGGGCACGGAGGAGCAGAAGAGCCGGCAGCUGAGCUUGGAGCAGAGGUGCCACCCUCCAGCCGGGGCAGGCGGCGGGCAGCCCUGGAGCACCCUGCGGAAGGAGGGAAGGCGAGUGCGCUUCCAGCUCGACAAAGUCCCCCCCCAGGUUGAGGGGUCCCCACAGACCCCUGGGACAAAGGCCCGCGACAGGGCAGCGGGAGAGAGCGAACUGCGGGAGCUGGAGGGGAAGAUCCAGGAGAUGCGGGAGCAGCUGCGGGCGGCUCUGCUGCGGCGGAGCGAGCUGGUGGCUGCGCUGGGCACUGCCAGGAGUGGCCCCGAGGAGCCCCGGGAGCAGAGGGACCCCCCAGCCCAGCCCUGCCCAGGUGCGGCACAGCAGUAACGGUGAGGAGGAUGAUGAUGAUGAUGAAGAUGAAGAGGAGGAAGGUGAGCAGCCCCCAGCCCACACGGAUGUGGCAGCAGGACAGGGUGGCAAAGCCAGGCUGAUCCCAGAGCCAGCUCCAAGGAGCCCUCCUGGGCCAGGUGGUGAGAUGGGCGGCACCAGUACC
This is a messenger RNA of Calypte anna (Anna's hummingbird), 3652 nucleotides long. It is a transcript of the gene GRIN3B, whose product is annotated as glutamate ionotropic receptor NMDA type subunit 3B. NCBI's taxonomy places the organism in Eukaryota, Metazoa, Chordata, Aves, Apodiformes, Trochilidae. The record is from RefSeq and is a predicted model, not a curated record. Gene Ontology annotation, cellular component: plasma membrane; postsynaptic membrane. Gene Ontology annotation, molecular function: NMDA glutamate receptor activity; transmitter-gated monoatomic ion channel activity involved in regulation of postsynaptic membrane potential. Gene Ontology annotation, biological process: synaptic transmission, glutamatergic; modulation of chemical synaptic transmission; ionotropic glutamate receptor signaling pathway.